Antechinus flavipes (yellow-footed antechinus) is the source of this 4179-nucleotide messenger RNA. RefSeq names its product LIM domain only 3 (gene LMO3). The coding region runs from base 971 to 1441 and encodes 156 amino acids. Gene Ontology annotation, cellular component: nucleus. Gene Ontology annotation, biological process: positive regulation of transcription by RNA polymerase II. Gene Ontology annotation, molecular function: DNA-binding transcription factor binding; transcription coactivator activity. NCBI's taxonomy places the organism in Eukaryota, Metazoa, Chordata, Mammalia, Dasyuromorphia, Dasyuridae. The transcript has 4 exons. The record is from RefSeq and is a predicted model, not a curated record.
AAUCGGAAGAUGCUGAUGGAGGAAGGGAGAGAAGCUCCUUCGCUGAACAUCUCAAGUAUUAGAGUAGAUAAUAGUCAAAGUUAACAAUGAACUGCAGCAUUUCCACACGCUUAUUCUUUGUGGCAGAGAAUGGAGGGGAGGGUGUAAUUCUAAGAUAUUUUUAGGGUUCAGGUCAAUGGGACCAGGGAUAGAGUGUUUAUGGAGUUUUUUGUUUGUUUUUGUUUUUUGUUUUUUUGCUUUGUGGGGUACAAUUCAGUGACUGCUUCUCUCCCUCAUCAAUCUCCCCAAUAGUUUAAUUUGGAGAGUCUUCAUUCCUUUAUAACACUGUUUUCCCUUUCUAAAUAGAUACGAUAAACCCACCAUUCCCUUAACUCUUCAAUCCUUUCCGGUAGCAAAGUGUCUAGAGUGCAUGGUUGUUGAGUAUGGAUGGACCCUGGGAAGAGGAAAGAGAGAUUCAGUGAAAUGAGGUGCACAUGGACUAAUAGCCCGAUAUUAGACUGAUGCAGCACAUUUUUAAAGGCUACACAGAUUGCUAUUAUGAAAUACAAGUCAGAUUUAUGAUCUUUUUCAUAUUGAACAUGAUAUGGUAUGCUAACGCUGUAUGUGACAGUUUAAUCAAAUCCAUUUGUUAAAACCAAGCUAAAAGAGACCACUGGGAUUAUAGGAUUACGGACAGAGUUAGGGAAACAUGUGGCUUUGUCAUUCGCCAUCAUUUUGAACACUGCCACAUUGCAAGUGGUGCAAGUGGUUCAGUUUGUGCGUGUUGUCUUGUCUGUCAACCCUUCUCCCUUCCCCCCACCCCCUGCCGACACUCCGACCCUUUCCCAAAGUGGGUGCACAAUAGUCUGUUCUCGGCUCUGUAUCUGAACACCAGCUUCUCACUUCAACCAAAGCAAAAGGGACGCUACCACUUUUCUUGGAUUAUCAAAUCCAAUGAGAAACUGCGACUCAGGGAUUCUUAAAUCAACUCAUGCAGAAAAAGGAGAAAAGUUUUGGUAUACAAAUGCUCUCAGUCCAGCCAGACACCAAGCCGAAAGGUUGUGCUGGCUGCAACCGUAAAAUCAAGGACCGAUAUCUACUGAAGGCCCUGGACAAAUAUUGGCAUGAAGACUGUCUGAAGUGUGCUUGCUGUGAUUGUCGGUUGGGAGAGGUGGGCUCCACCCUGUACACUAAAGCAAACCUUAUCCUUUGUCGCAGAGACUACCUGAGGUUAUUUGGUGUAACAGGAAAUUGUGCUGCUUGUAGUAAGCUUAUCCCUGCUUUUGAGAUGGUGAUGAGAGCCAAGGACAAUGUUUACCAUCUGGACUGCUUCGCAUGUCAGCUUUGUAAUCAAAGAUUUUGUGUCGGAGACAAAUUUUUCUUAAAGAAUAACAUGAUCCUUUGCCAGACGGACUAUGAGGAAGGUUUGAUGAAAGAAGGUUAUGCACCCCAAGUUCGCUGAUCUAUCAACGUCACUUCACUAAGAAUACAAAGCACUACAUUCUUUUAUCUUUUUUGCUCAAAAUGUAUAUAAGAAUUGACACAGGAACUUAUUGGAUAGCGUAGAUAUAGAGAAACAGGAUGAUCGUGUGGAAUAAAAGGCGGACUGCAACUGUAUGUAGUGAAAUUGCUCCCGUUCAGAGUUGAAUGUUUAUUAUUAAAAACAAACAAACAAACAAACAAAAGGUAAUGUACAUAUCGUCAGAUUCUCUUGCUUGCUCUUUGUUUUGUGUCAUUUGGCAUGAGAUGUUUAUUUUGGACAAUUGUAUAUAAUGUAUUGUAAUAUUUGAAGCACAAAUGUAAUACAGUUUUAUUGUGUUACCAUUUGUGUUUUGUUUUGCUUCUUUGUAUUGUUGCAUUUAGUACAAUCAGUGUUUAAACUUAUUGUAUAUUUAUGCUUUCUGUAUCUACCAGCUAUUUUAAAUGAGCUGUAACUUUCUAUUAAAAAAAAAAAAAUUAAAGGGUAAAUCCCAGUAAAUGCUAAUGCACAUAGAUAAAGCAAGUCUAUCUAUGUUAAAUAUUUAAGAAAACAGAAGUAUUCUAGCAGCAUACACUACUACUGCCACUAUGUUGAAGGGUCUGUCAGUGUUUUCAUUAUAAGACCCCUAUUUUCAGGGGCUUGAAGAUCAGCUUUUUAAAAAAAAUGCAUAAAGUUUCAUCUAAGAGUAAUUUUAUUUUUUGUCAACUUGGAAAAAGUGGCAUUUUUAGAGUAUCUUUAAAGUCAUGAAAAUACUUAUUAAUAAUUUCAGAUUCUUGUACUCAACCUUCUUGAUAUGUUUCAUGAUUUCUGCCAGCCUUUAGUCCCCUUUACAAACUAGUGCCUUUGGUUGUCAUAUUUUUUCCCCAAAGGGUUAAUUUAAAAAAAAAAUGUUACUGCCCUGGUGUAGUAACUUAGAAAAGCAUCAAAGUUCUUGUAAAAACUUUCAGCAACAUAUUUUCCUUGAUUUUUCUACACAAUCUGAGGUCUUUUAAAAAUAUUUAGAAUUGCACAUAAAUUUGCUGAAGUCUUAUUUCUAUACAGUGAAGCCAUCACAUCCUUUCAGCAGUGUUACUUGUGUCUCAGAAUUGAAUAAUGGCUAUUAAGACCAAUUGGAAGAAGAGAAACAAGAAUUGUAUAAAACUGGAUAUAUUUUAGUCUACAUUCCCUUUUAACAUUCCAAACUGAGCACUUUUAAACUUGUUCCUCACAUUGCCAACUGCUUUUAUUUAAAUUUAAAGCAACUUUUCACUAAAAAAUUCAUCACAGAGACAUUGAAAAACUAUCAUUACUUUUUUUAAGCAGUGAAAUAUUAUUUCUAGGCUUACCUCAUAGUUUGCAAGUGACCAGGUUUAUAGAAGACAGAACAAUUAUGAAAGAAGUGAAGACAUGAUCUCCUCUUGGGUGGGAUUCAUUCCAUUCAGUGACUAAAGCUGUUCUCACACAGGCACAAUGAAGCAUAUAAUUUGCGAAAGCAAAUGUGGUGCUAUUAACAUUUUGUUUUUGUUUUGCUGUGCCUAAAGAGUGAACUUAGUUUUUCCAGUGGUUUUGCAAAGAUGUUUUGUCCUACAAAUAUACAAAGAAUGGAAGUUAAGGGUAAUGAAUGCAUCUUAUAUCUGUUUUGUUUUGCUUUUAGUCAAAAGCAUUUUUACAGACUGCUAGUCUGGAUGUGAGGUAUUUGAAAACUUGAAUUUAAAGCAAAGCUUCAUAAUCAGUGUGUAUUUAAAUCUGGAGGAAAUAUACACAUGGACACAUUUUAUCAAUACUUGCCAAAGGUUAUUUUCAAGAGAAGUUAAUGCUUUGGAAAAUGAAGAUAAGCAUUUUAAUGAUAUUUCAUAGUAAAUGGUUAUACAUUGAAUAUCACAAAAGUGUAAAUUAGUAAAGAGAUUAAAAUUCCAGAAGAAAGUUAUUUACUUUAUGAAGAGAAAGACUUUUAUGGAAAGAGGAGAAGUAGUUUUCACAAUAUUGCCAUGCCAUUCCUGGAGAGUUAUUUGAGGUGAGAUUGGAUCUAAUAUACAAGGGAUUUUUAAAAAAUAAAUUAUUUUAGCUAGUAUUAAUAUAUUACAAUACCUUAGGCAAAUUGUGAACAAGUUUCAUCUUGUUGUAGAAGGCAUUCCUGUAUCAGAUAGAAGGUUGGACUAGAUGGCCUCUUAGGUCUCUUUUUGAUUCUGUUGUCUAAUUUUAGGUCCUCAUUACCAAAAGGCCAAAUUAAUCUCUUCUUUUUACUUUUUUUCUAGUACUUCAAAAGUUCUUAUAAGGAAAAUAGGUGAACUGGAUUAUUUAUUAUACCUCUAAUGGGUAAAUUAAGAUUUUAAUCUUAAAGGCUUGAUUUCAGAGAAUUGACGUAUCAAAUUUUUUUUUAACCUUUUGUGACCAGGUUGCCUACUGAACAUUAUUCAGAUUCACUGGCUUGUGGCAAGUUUUCCUCUUUACUUUGUACUCUAUAGAUUUCACAUUAUACUUCAUUUUCCAAAUCCUCCAGUACCAGAAUCAGCUUAGAUUUUUAUUUUUAUUUUUAAGAAGAAUGUUCCAUUCACAACACAUUUCUUAUAAAAUCUUUAUGUUGAAGGAUCAGGGAAGCUCCACUUCUCAAGAACACUGACCAAUUUUAAAGCUGAAAUGUUUGUAAUUUUACUUUCAUCUUGCUUAAUAAAUAUCUUCUGAUCUCUUUCAUCCAUUUUUAUACUUGGAUUUAUGCUUUUAAUAAAAAGGUUAUAACACUG